Messenger RNA from Ziziphus jujuba (common jujube), 936 nucleotides. Its product is annotated as fra a 1-associated protein. NCBI's taxonomy places the organism in Eukaryota, Viridiplantae, Streptophyta, Magnoliopsida, Rosales, Rhamnaceae. The transcript is spliced from 2 exons. The record is from RefSeq and is a predicted model, not a curated record. Bases 155 to 730 code for a protein of 191 amino acids.
GUCAAACCCAAAACCCCAAACGAAAACAUCAUAACUUAAUGAAUUCCAGCAUUUCUUAGGUGACGAAAGAAGUUUCUGGAACGUGCAGAUUGAGAGCCAGAAAAUUUUUGAAGGGGAACCAAAAAAAAAAAAAGAAAAGAAAAAGGCUACAGGAAUGGGGUGGAUAUGGAAGGACGACGAAUCGGACGGCCUGACAUCGUCGGCUGGCGAUAUUAGAGAAUACCACCAAAGCCCUAAACCUAGUUCUGCCGGUUGUUCAACCAGAAAGGUCGUCCAGUCUCGGUGCAGGACAGAGGAGGUUGAGCCUGGAAAGUUCAUUAGGAAAUGUGAAAAGACUGAAGAGAUCCUUAGGGAUUGUAUCGGAAGGCCUGUUGAAGUAGUGGAAUCGAACAAAGAAUAUACUGAAGAUGAUGUAACAGACCAGGUGGUCAAAGGGUCUUUUUCCAUGGGAUCAGAGCAGGGAAUACUUGAUUUCCCUGGGCUACGCAGUGACAUUGAUGCAAUUGAACAAAACUUCUUUCAUGGCCUCGGACGUUUCUUUGAAGCUGCUGAUGAGAUAAAGAACGACUUCUUCAAUGCUUUUGGGAUGCCACACGUUUUUGAUGGAGAGUCUACAUCGAGGAAGCGAGGGGUGCCCUUUGAAAACCAACCUCAGCGAGAAGCAUUUCCUAAACCAAAUGACCCCGACUCAGGGCACAUUGAUCUUUCUGAACUGUCAAGAGAUGUUUGAGACAAACCCACUGCCGAGCAUCGCUCCUCUCUUGUGGUUCACUGAGAGAUUUCUGUGUACUCUGGCCAUACUUAGCCUAUUUUCUGUUUACUUUUUAUAGAGAAAAUUAGCAUGUCCAGCCUUUUCAGUCCAGCUUGAAACAGGUGUUGUAUGGAUGCUUUACUACAAGAGCAUUUUAUAAACUACAUGUCUGUUCUAACGCUGCA